Molecule: messenger RNA, 1095 nt
Organism: Cladocopium goreaui
Lineage: Eukaryota; Dinophyceae; Suessiales; Symbiodiniaceae
Source: the annotation of a GenBank genome assembly
AUGACUCGUCGAUUUGGCUUGCUGGUGGCCGUACCGUUGACCGCGGUCCAUGUGAAUUUUCUUCCCACUCUGCGCCGCUCGUCGUCGGUUGCACGCCCCGUCUUCGGCCGGAAGGCCUCGGCCAAGUCGUCCGGGGCCCCCGCGGCGCCCACCACCGGAAGCCGACGGUCCUUGAGCGGCCGCUACAAGGAGAAGCUGAAGCCGCUGGAGAAGGAAACUGCUGGGAGGUUUGUGGAUACCCACUGUCAUCUGGAUAAGGUCAUCCCACGACUCUCGAGACAAAGCCAUGAGGAUGCGAGAAGAGCAAAAGCAAAAGGCUUGGCGCCACCUCGGCAAAUGAAUGCAAGCUACAAGGAAUGGCGUGACUCCUUGGAGGGAUCGGAGAAUGACUUGGAAGCGUGUGUCAACAUCGGCUGUCAAAAGGCAGACCUGGAGCAAGCGGCAUCCUUCUUGAAGUAUGAUGGGAUCUACGGUGCCUUUGGCAUUCAUCCCCUCCAUGCGCACGACUGGGAUGAUGAGGUGGAGAAGAAGUUGCUGGCCAUGAUGACCAUGCAGAAGGUUGUGGCCUGGGGUGAAUGUGGUUUGGACUAUUUCGACAAGAAGACGCGUGGACAGGUGAAGGAUCCGAAGUUGCGAGGCUUGCAGCGGAAGGUCUUCGCGAAACAAAUGGACUUGGCGGUUUCUUUGAAGAAACCAUUGGUGGUUCACACCAGAUUUGCGGAAGAAGAUACUUUGGAGCUGAUGGAGAAACAUUUGCCCACAGAGCAUCCUGUACAUGUACAUUGUUUCACCAGCUCAAAUACAUUGGCGCAGGCUUUGUUGGAGCGUUUCUCCAGCCUGCGCCUUGGUUUUACUGGAGUUGUGACCUUCAAAAAUGCACCCGAAGUUCAAGAAGUGGUUCGAAACACGCCACUUGAGCGUAUCUUGCUUGAAACCGAUAGUCCUUACAUGGCACCUGAGCCCUUUCGUGGCCGCAUUGCACAUCCUGGUCACGUGUCAUAUGUGGCGGACAAAAUCGCCAGUCUCAAAGGGGUGUCACGAGCCGAAGUCUUGGCCACGUGUCGGAAGAGUACCCGGCUGAUCUAUGGCAUUUGA